Messenger RNA from Notothenia coriiceps (black rockcod), 440 nucleotides. Its product is annotated as centrosomal protein of 290 kDa-like. Lineage: Eukaryota; Metazoa; Chordata; Actinopteri; Perciformes; Nototheniidae. The annotation marks the transcript as partial. The record is from RefSeq and is a predicted model, not a curated record. The transcript has 3 exons.
GUUUGAGGAGCACCAUGCCUCCCAGGUGAAGGCUCUGACCGGUGACAGUGAGGAUCAGACGAACAGAAUCGCCCAGAUGGAGAAGGAGAUGACCUUCCUCCAAACUGAGCUGUCUGCCCAGAAGGAGGCCAACGUGCGCUCCCCCAGCAACACCAUGAAGAACCUGGUGGACCGACUGAAGGCUCAGCUCACCCAGAGAGAGAAACAGCUCAAGGCUCUCAGUAAAGCUCUGCUGGAGCUGCGGGCGGAGAUGACGUCUGCCGCCGAGAGUCAAGUCAUCGCCGGCGCUGCUCAGAGGGAGGAGAGUCUCAACGUUCAGAUGCUGGUGGACAGGCACACCAAAGACCUUAAGCUGCUGUGAUGGAAGUCACAUUUCAGACUUGAUCUGACCAUUAAAGUAUUAUUGUAUCGUAAGGUGGGAGCCCUUCAUUAUAAUGACA